Molecule: messenger RNA, 5587 nt
Organism: Perca fluviatilis (European perch)
Lineage: Eukaryota; Metazoa; Chordata; Actinopteri; Perciformes; Percidae
Product: cadherin-4-like
Exons: 17
Coding region: 586-3390 (934 amino acids)
Biological process (GO): cell-cell junction assembly; adherens junction organization; calcium-dependent cell-cell adhesion
Cellular component (GO): catenin complex; adherens junction; plasma membrane
Molecular function (GO): cadherin binding; calcium ion binding
Source: RefSeq, a predicted model, not a curated record
UAAUGGCAAGCAGACAUUAAAGUUGUGAAUGCUGCGCGCGUCUCCCUGACGAGUUAACUGCCGAAAUCCAAUAACGCACAUAUCAGAUGGUGAAGCAGUGUUGGAACUUUCACGGCUAAUGACUUCGCCAUACAUUUGGACAAUAGGGACUCGAAUCAUGGUUAACCGACCCUUUCAUUUGCAACCACAAAACUGCGAAGCCGUUUAGGUCGCCACAGGAGAGGGAUUUAAAUACCGGAGACCUCGGAAAGACGUCAGUGGCGUGGUUGUUUGUUCCAAAGCUCCAAACGAGUGUUGCUUUAAGUGCGUGUGUGGAGUUCUCCUGCACCGGGUGAUAGGAGGGGUUGGAGAGUGACGCUGGCUGCGCCUUGGUGCUGAGCGGAGCGCUCACCUGCACAUGAGAGAGCCGGGGGAACUCGGGCCAGAGCUGCAGCACACUCACGGAGCACAAGGAGGGGACGCAACGAACAGUCUGAGCAAGAAGGGGGGGGGACAAAAAAAAUUACACAAUUACUGGAGAAGAAUUACGAAUCUAGCCUCUUUGUGGAUCCUCGUCCAGGCAUCCUGGCUCGCUCGCUCGCCACGAUGAGAACUGACUUCGCUCUGGUCCUGACAGCAGCCCUUCUUCUUGACACAUUCUGGAGGAAUAAUGGGGAGCAUGCUUCCAAAGAUCCCUGCCGACCUGGCUUCUCACAAAGCUUCUACUCUGUUCUGAUUUCAAGGGAUGUACUGCAAAGCCAGGGCAUACGUAAAGAUACCACAGUGUCAUCACAAAAAGUGAAGUUCAGUGACUGCAUGGGGAAUGAAGCUGUGGUUUUCCAGAGCAGUGACCCUUUCUUCAGCGUGCAGACAGAUGGGUCCAUCUUUGCCCAGGGAGAUGGAGCCAGCCUGGAUGAACCUGUCCAGUUUAAACUGACAGCAAGUGGUCCACACACACAUGUCUGGGAGACCGUUGUCCAACUGGCCCUAAUUGACUCACCAUCACCUCAAGAAAAUGAAAACGAGGUCACAAAGGAAGAGGGGAAAGUCGCUGAGAGAAAAGAAGGGAAGGAGGAGUCCCAAGCACCACCUCCGGUCAUAAUGUUCUCAGGGUCCGGUCUGAACAGCUCCAGGGGUCUACGGAGGCAGAAGAGGGACUGGGUGAUCCCACCAAUCAACGUGGCAGAAAAUUCUCGAGGACCGUUCCCUCAGAUGCUCGUCAGCAUUCGUUCAGACCAGGACAAGGACAUCUCGAUCCGAUACAGCAUCACUGGGGUGGGAGCAGAUCAACCACCCAAUGAGGUGUUCAAUAUCGACCCCGUGCUUGGAAAGAUGUUCGUCACCAAACCUCUUGAUCGAGAACAUCGCUCUUCUUACCAUCUGCGAGCCCAUGCAGUGGACAUGAAUGGGAACCAGGUUGAGAACCCCAUCGAUCUGUACAUCUUUGUCAUCGACAUGAAUGACAACAGACCUGAGUUCAAAAACCAGGUCUACAAUGGCUCUGUGGAUGAAGGCUCUAAACCAGGAACGUAUGUGAUGCACGUGUCAGCAUUCGACGGUGACGACAACACCACAGCUAAUGGAAUGGUGCGCUAUCGAAUCCUGUCCCAGAUGCCGCACACCCCCAUUCCGAACAUGUUCACCAUCAACAGUGAGACUGGAGAUAUUGUGACUGUGGCUCCUGGUCUCGAUCGAGAGAAAGUGUCCCAGUAUACAAUCAUCGUGCAGGCCACGGACAUGGAGGGCAACCUGAACUUUGGGCUUUCCAACACAGCCACUGCCAUAAUAACUGUCACCGACAUCAACGACAACCCUCCCAUGCUGACAUCCAGAACUUUUUCCGGUGAGGUCCCAGAGAACCGAGUGGAUCUUGUGGUGGCUAAUCUGACAGUGAUAGAUGCUGACCAACCGCACUCGCCGAACUGGAACGCCAUCUACAGGAUCAUCAGUGGAGACCCAUCUGGGCACUUCACUAUCCGCACUGACCCUGUCACCAACGAUGGCAUGGUCACCGUGGUGAAGCCAGUAGACUUUGAGAUGAACCGUGCCUUCAUGCUGACGGUGGUGGUGUCCAACCAGGCCCACCUAGCCAGUGGCAUCCAGUCCUCUCUCGAGUCCACAGCUGGGGUCACCAUAUCUGUCCAGGAUGUCAACGAACCCCCUUACUUCCCCACGAACCCAAAACACAUCCGCUUUGAGGAGGGCGUCCCUGCUGGCACCAGCCUGACCACCUUCUCAGCCUCCGAUCCCGACAGAUUACAGAUGCAGCAGACAAUCAGGUAUUCAAAGCUGAACGACCCUGCAGACUGGUUGUCCAUCAACAGAACCAACGGUCAGAUUGUAACCACUGCAAUGCUGGACCGGGAGUCUAUCUAUGUCAAAAACAACAUAUAUGAAGCCACAUUCCUGGCAACAGACAAUGGCUCUCCUGCAGCCAGUGGCACAGGCACACUGCAGAUUUAUCUGAUAGAUAUUAAUGACAACCCUCCAGCGCUCAUACCCAGGGAGUCUCAGAUCUGUGAGCGGGUGAACAAGAAUGUCCACGGUGUUAACAUCACUGCCGCUGAUGCUGACACAGACCCCAACGCUGGACCCUUUGUCUUUGAGCUGCCCAACUUUCCCACCAGCAUCCGACGCAACUGGACAAUUUCUCGGAUCAGUGGUGAUUACGCCCGUCUAGGGCUGCGGUACCAGAUAUAUUUAGAGCCGGGGGUGUAUGAGGUCCCUGUAAUUGUGUCGGACUCGGGGAACCCUCCGUUGUCCAACAGGUCGGUCAUCAAAGUCAAGGUGUGUCCCUGCGAUGAACACGGAGACUGCACCACUCUCGGGGCCGUUGCGGCUGCUGGCCUGGGAACGGGAGCCAUCAUCUCCAUCCUCAUCUGCAUCAUCAUUCUGCUCAGCAUGGUGCUGUUGUUUGUGGUGUGGAUCAAGCGCAGAGAGAAGGAGAGACACACCAAGCAGCUGCUUAUUGACCCUGAAGACGAUGUCAGAGACAACAUCCUUAAAUACGAUGAAGAGGGAGGAGGAGAGGAGGACCAGGACUACGACCUAAGCCAGCUGCAGCAGCCUGACUCCUUGGAGCACAUCAUUAGCAAGCCGCCUGGUGUCCGCAGGGUGGAUGAACGUCCCAUCAUCCCUGAGUCCCAGUACCCAAUCAGGCCUGUCGUGCCCCACCCUGGAGACAUUGGGGACUUCAUCCACGAGGGUCUGCGAGCAGCAGACAAUGACCCCACAGCUCCUCCGUAUGACUCCCUGCUGGUGUUUGACUAUGAGGGCAGUGGCUCUACCGCCGGCUCCGUCAGCUCCCUCAACUCAUCCAGCACGGGGGACCAGGACUAUGACUACCUAAACGACUGGGGCCCCCGCUUCAAGAAGCUGGCCGACAUGUACGGAGGAGGGGAUGAUGAUUAAAUCUGCCCAGUCAAACAUACACACACACACACACACACACACCCUUGUUCCGUCAGCUGGCCUGCCAUGCUCUGUCCCUCUAACACAUGGGGCUAUUAAACCCUUAUUGAACACAAGUUACCAAUGACAUGUUCACACUGACCAACUGACUGACCAACCAACCAAUCAAAUUACCCACCACAGAGGACCGGUGCUGUGAGUCAGUUCCGGGUGCUCUUCUCAACCGUCUCCUGCUCUAAGACUGAAACGGAAGCUCUCAGUUGCGGGCUUCACAUCGUUUGUUUUUCCAAACCCUUGUGCUUUUUUUCAUUUUUGGUUUUAUGCUAGAUGUAGGUUUUAGUUUUUAGUUGUCAGGUUUUGUUUUGCCUUUAGUUUGUGUAGUUUUUUUUUUUUCCGUCCACACUGCCCUUUGAUUCGAGCCGUUCCCUAUUCCUGAGGGUUCCCUAUUCCUAUUCCCUCGCUAUCAACCCCCGCCUGUCUCUCUGCAGAAGCUUUAGGUUGAGCUGCUUGCUUUGUCUGAGAGGAAAAGAAAAGAAGAACACAGAUAUGAAAGUCCUUCCUAUACACAGGGCCCUGGUUUAUUCUUUCUUGAACUUGAAUUACUUAGAACAGAAGCACUGUUGUUUAAAAAGUGCCUUCAGUGGUGCGUAUUUUAGCAGACUCCCGCUAACUCAGGAUUGGUUGCCAUUUUCUGGGCUUACAUGCCUCCAUAUGACCCCUGACCCUUUAACUCAGACCUCCCCUUGUCAUUUCUACCAUCCUGCAGGGCUGUGGUAGCUGCAGGAGAUGUCAGUAUCGGUUUCAGAGGAGCAUUGACUGGCUUACGCGGGCGCUUUAUGUAGACAUACUGUACAUAGGCCUACAGUGUGUAUGUAAGUUAUGGACAAAUCAUUAACUUUUCAAGUCAGGCGAAUACGUGCUCCUAGAUCACAGCCAACUUGAAUGUGAUUACUGAAAUCACAAAAAAAAAACAUUAUGGGACUGUCUUAGAGAAGAAAUGCAUUGCGUGGUUUUGUUAAUUGUGGCUUCAAUAGCAGCUGUGUUUGUUUUGAGCUCUCGGUAUUUGCACAAAACUUGAUGAGGCUUGUUACGAAAUUUUGAAGAUUGAAAAGUCAUACGUGUUGUAUAUGAAGUAGGCAUGAGGGUUAUUUAAGGAGACUUUGCCUUUAAGAUCAUUUAAGGUGUGCAUGUGUAUCCCUUCACCCAAAGGUAAUUAACAUGGCACCAGUUAUUUUGUGAUAAAUGUGUCAAAGAAAACUAUAUAAACUGUACAAACACAAGGGAAAAGAAAAUACUAGAUGACUUUAAAUAGCUCUGACAGCAUUACAUACAAAGUUGUGAGCUUAUAGGAGCCCCAUUAUGAGAUCCCUUUCUCUCUUUUGUAUUUUUUUUUUCUUUUGUUGAUUCACUGUUGUUUUUCAGCAAACUUUUAAUAUACAAACUUUGGUGCUGGUCCCUGUCACAGAAACUAGAGGAACUGAGCCUCAGCCAGGGAUUUAGCGCCUUCACAAUCUGUCUCUCUUCAGGCAGCAUUUCAUUCAUCUGAAAUUUUCUCCUGAAAUGUUUGGCUGCAAGUUCAAGAGGUUUUGAAAAGAAGUUAGAGUAAGGGAAAGUCUGUUGUGAAGUUCUGUACUUUAUCAAUGCAGACUUGCAAAACUAAAGCUUCAGUAAUAGCGCUUUAAAAGACAGACAUUUUGAAAAACAGUCUUGUUGUGACUUAGUGAAAAAGCAGCACUACCCAUGGGCUUUUGUUAUUACAUUUCAGACACCCAGAACUGCAUAUAGAGAACUGAAAGAAGAGCUUUAGCCUUUGUAUUAAAUUAUUUAAAUAUGCAAAACAAAAAAGGACAAGGGUGAAUGAUAGAAAGGUUUAAUCAUUCCUUAUCUUCUGAGAGCCCAAUGAAACACUCCUCGCUUGUAGCCAGUUUCAGCUUGAUGUGGAUUGACCAGAUCUUCUAUUAAUUAUGAAUAUGAUGAAUGCUUGAAGGAAAUCUCAGUGACAACAAUGUUCUUCAGAUCCUCCACCUUUCAUUUUUCUCCAACUGCUUUUCAACUGUUCCUCAGCUGUUCAUGGUUCAUAUGAAUUUUAUGAAAUAAGCUCUAGAUAACAACAAUCUUUAGUUUUCACAAAGGGUUAUAUAAAUUGUAACUAUACUUCAGGCUGGAUAGAAAAUAAUUAACUUCUGACAAGAUAUAC